AUGCCAGGUACACAGUUCCUUGCCGGUGACGGGCAUAUCUGGGAACGCACCUGGGUCGUCUACCCGAGAAAGCUGACCAUCGUCCACCCGAAACGCCUCCACGACUUCAGUAAUACUCGCGAGCUCAUCCUCAUAAUAAGCGAUGCCAUCCGCGCGCACAAGGGAUACUACGAGGCUGGUGUCAUCCACGGUAACGUCUCGGAGGAGAACAUCGUGAUCCUCGAGGGCCCAAACAAGAGAAGUCGGAAGGGUGUAUUGGUCGAUCUUGAUCGGGGCCCUGUAUUCCGGAGGCCAGAGCGCCCGGAUCCCCAGGGCGCGAGAAACGUGUAG
This is a messenger RNA of Sparassis crispa, 330 nucleotides long. RefSeq lists its product as hypothetical. The record is from RefSeq and is a predicted model, not a curated record. The coding region runs from base 1 to 330 and encodes 109 amino acids. NCBI's taxonomy places the organism in Eukaryota, Fungi, Basidiomycota, Agaricomycetes, Polyporales, Sparassidaceae. The transcript is spliced from 2 exons.